AGCCUGUGCUGCCGCAACCUGGCCGUGGAGAAGGCGGUCAGCGAGCUGCCCUCCGAGUGCGGCUUCUGCGCCCAGCAGUUCCCGCGCUCCCUGCUCGAGAGGCACCAGAAGGAGGAGUGCCAGGACCGGGUGACCCAGUGCAAGUACAAGCGGAUCGGGUGCCCCUGGCAGGGCCCGUACCACGAGCUGUCGGUGCACGAGGCCGAGUGCACCCACCCCACCAAGACCGGCAACGAGCUCAUGGAGAUCCUGGACGAGAUGGACCAAACGAGGAAAAAGGAGAUGCAGCUCUACAACAGCAUCUUCAGCCUGCUCAGCUUCGAGAAGAUCGGCUACACAGAGGUGCAGUUCCGCCCGUACCGCACCGACGACUUCAUCACGCGGCUGUACUACGAGACGCCGCGCCUCACCGUCCUCAACCAGACCUGGGUGCUCAAGGCGCGGGUCAACGACUCGGAGAGGAACCCCAACCUGUCGUGCAAGCGCACGCUGUCCUUCCA
This is a messenger RNA of Empidonax traillii (willow flycatcher), 500 nucleotides long. It is a transcript of the gene ZFTRAF1, whose product is annotated as cysteine and histidine rich 1. The transcript is spliced from 3 exons. NCBI's taxonomy places the organism in Eukaryota, Metazoa, Chordata, Aves, Passeriformes, Tyrannidae. The record is from RefSeq and is a predicted model, not a curated record. The annotation marks the transcript as partial. Gene Ontology annotation, molecular function: zinc ion binding. Gene Ontology annotation, cellular component: nucleus.